AUGGCCUUAAGGUGGGUGGCGUUCCUUCUGUUUGGAGGGUAUAGUGCAGCGUUUGUAAGUACGAAGACCUGGACUGUGUCUCAAAGAUGUGCGGAGGAUACGAACACCUUCCUCUGGGAAAUUAAGCAGGACAGGCCACAGGAAUAUGCUGUUCUCAUGUAUGAUGCAUUUGGAAAGGUGGGCAGCAAUGUCAAAGGAGGUAAUGCCAACCAGCCUGGCCUGUUGCAGCAGUGUCGCUCUGCACAUGGUCCUGCCUUUUCUGGACAAUACUGCCAGGUGUUCCUCAGGCAGGGAGCAGUCCAGUACUUUGUGGGUGUUUGUGUUCCUGACACGUGUGGGGAGGAGGAUGUGCAAAUGCUGGCACUGUAUGGGAAACUUGAGUUCCGCAAGACGUCCCUCAUUCCUCCUUUACCUUCCAUCCUGGUCAAUCAGUCCACCCAGGAAAUGAUCAUGACCCACUGCUUGCCCAACACCAUCUCCCCCAGUGCAUCAGAUGUCACAUGUCUGUUUGUGUGUUGUGUUAUGGUAGCGAUACCUCUUGCAGCUACCCUGUUUACAGCUAUAAUAAGGUGGCAGCGUAACAAAGAGGUCAGUCCAAUAUCGGCGUCUUCCUGUUUAAACACUGGCCUCAAUGUUUAUGGGGCCCUGAAGACCAACGGCCCCUCCAGUAGCGAUAUUAAUAGUAGCACUUCAGAGGAAAAUAGCAGUCACAGCACCAGGCGCACUUCACUGUGUUUUGCUCGAAGCUGUGUGCACCGGUGUCUGCAGGCGUUUUCAAUACAGACCACCAGCCAGGGGGUCUUAAGCACCUCCUCAUCCAUCCCUGGAGGAGGUUACUCCUCCCUGAAUGGCAUCCGUGUUCUCAGCCUGUUAUGGAUCAUGUGUGGACACUCUGCACAGUUCCCUGUAAUAAACAAUCUGGAUAAUUACAAAAACUGGAAGACAACAGUUGAACGCAGCCCUCUGCAUGUGCUUAGCAUCAGCGGGCCUGUUUUUCUGGCUGUGGACACCUUUCUGCUGCUGGGGGGUCUGCUCAGUGCAAGGUCUCUGCUGGGCUCCGUGGAAAGGGCUGAGGACAAACUGAGUCCCAGUGUGGUGGCCAACUACCUCUUGAGGAGGAUCAAAAGGAUUCAACCUCUGCAUCUGUUUAUUAUGUGUCUAACCAUUGGCCUCAUCUCAUUGGUCCAGUGGGGGCCCUACUGGUUCCCAUUUAUAGAUGCAUUAAUGGAUUGUAAGUCCUACUGGUGGGCAAACUUACUGUUGAUUAGCAAUCUCCUCCCAGUCCACGAGAUAUGUAUACCUUGGACAUGGUACCUGUCUCUGGACUUCCAGUGUUAUGCCACCACUCCUCUGUUGGUCUAUUUAUACAGAUUACACAGGGGUGUGUUUGUGGUUGUCGCUGGAGGCCUCCUGCUGAUGACCACUGUGCUCAGUGCUGUGAUAACUGCACUCCUGCAGCUGCCAGUCUUUCAGCCGUCUACACUGACAUCCGAGAAUUACGUCUUGUAUUAUUACGUGAAGCCUCAUACAAGGUAUGGGCCAUUUUUAAUAGGGAUCUUGACUGGAAUAUACCUGACAACAAAGAAAGAAAAGCUAUUAAAGCAAAAGUGGCAGGCAGCACUUGGUUGGUUCUCCUGUCUGUCCCUCAUGGCUGCGGUUGUGGGAUUGGCGUUCAUCCUCAGGGAGACCCCAGCUCAUCCAUCUGUGCCGCAUGCCCUCUACCAGGGACUACACAGGCCGCUGUGGGCUCUGGCCGUGACCUGGAUCAUACUGGCCUGUGAGGAGGGAUAUGGAGGUUUUAUCAAGAGCCUCUUGUCACUGGGUUUCUGGGUUCCUCUUUCCAACAUAAGUUUCGCCUGCUAUCUGACACAUCCUGUCUUCAUCAUCCUCUACAUUGGCUUGCAAGAGACCCCGAUCCACUACACAGACAUCAACUUCAUGUACCUGUUCCUUGGCCACCUGGUGCUCACGCUGGUGGUCGGCUAUGUAUUUACUCUGCUCAUUGAGAAGCCAUAUCUCCUCCUAAAAGGGAGCAGUACAUAACAAGACAAGUCAGCACACAGAAGAUUUUAUCCAGUUAACACCCCUAAACUUAUAUUCUGUUUGUUUGUGCCUGUAAGCUAUAUGUCAGUGCUGUUGUCUAAUUCCGCUUUUGUAGAUAAUAA
This is a messenger RNA of Plectropomus leopardus (leopard coralgrouper), 2165 nucleotides long. Lineage: Eukaryota; Metazoa; Chordata; Actinopteri; Perciformes; Serranidae. The record is from RefSeq and is a predicted model, not a curated record.